This is a messenger RNA of Oncorhynchus tshawytscha (Chinook salmon), 3866 nucleotides long. Its product is annotated as myocardin-related transcription factor A-like. Lineage: Eukaryota; Metazoa; Chordata; Actinopteri; Salmoniformes; Salmonidae. The coding region runs from base 502 to 3726 and encodes 1074 amino acids. The transcript has 17 exons. The record is from RefSeq and is a predicted model, not a curated record. Gene Ontology annotation, biological process: smooth muscle cell differentiation.
UUCCUUUGUGAGUCGAAGUGGUGCACCACUAAAGCCAAAGCCGUGUAACCUCGUUAACAACAUUAAUAACUAAAAUGAUAAGUAGCUAACGAGAACACGCAUUCAUUUAAAUAAUACAUUCACGACACAGAGAAAGAUACCUUGCAAUUUGGUUGAAAGCCACAGGCUCCACCGCGUGACUAGACUGACAGGUAGCUGCUAGCAUCAGAUGCUAAGCUAACUAUUUAUUGUAGCUAACUGUCUGGAGCGGGGGAGGUGGACACUUGUCUAGCUAUCUUUACUGUCGAUAUAUUCACAUAAAAUCAUUUUCUGUUUGCAACUGUGGAAGUAUUGGAUUUCGUUAUUCAAUAGUUCUUCUUUGGACCAUUCAGCACUCAUCCCAACUGUGUGCUGAAAUGGAAAAACCCUCUCAUUUGAUUUCGAGUAUUUAGAGGAACAGGUCUCUCUGUCACCCUGGCAACGCUGGAGCCACAGGAUGGGAAGGAGCCAAAUACCGGCAUCAUGGUUGUUGCUGUAGCACCCGGCUCCGCACCUAGCCCGCGGAGCGAAGCAGUGACUAAUGAGCUUCAAGAGAUGACUCUGCAGCCCGCCUCAAACGACAUGCCUGUGCGGGACAGGAAGAAUGUCCUCCAGCUCAAACUACAGCAGAGACGCACCCGGGAGGAGCUGGUCAGCCAAGGGAUCAUGCCACCACUGAAGAGUCCGGCGGCCUUCCACGAGCAGCGGAGGAAUCUGGAGAGAGCCAGGACUGAGGACUAUCUGAAGAGGAAGAUCAGGAGUCGUCCUGAGCGCUCAGAGCUGGUCAGGAUGCACAUACUGGAGGAGACGUCAGCAGAGCCGUCUCUGCAGGCCAAGCAGCUGCAGCUGAAGAGGGCCAGGCUGGCUGAUGACCUCAAUGAUAAGAUCUCCCACAGACCUGGUCCUAUAGAGCUCAUCCACAAGAACAUCCUGCCUGUCGACCUGGACUGUCCUCUGCAGCACUCACUACUGGAUUCUCCAAAGGGUGCAGGAGAAUCCUCAUUGGACGAGGACAGCAGUGAUGCAUUUUCUCCGGAUACGCUAGCCAAUCACGACUCUCCACUGGGUCCACUCUCUCAGCUUUCCCCCUCUGACAUGCUCACUCAGAAAAAGGACAUGUCCCCCUCACAGCUAUUCCUUACCCAGGUCCCACCACCACCUCCGCUGUUAGUGAAUGGCCAAGACUCAUUGCCACCACAGAAGCUGACCAAUGGGACAGUGAUGUCGGGAGCUUCCCGCCCUGCUACUGGUCAGACCAAGUCGAAACCCAGUUUGGAGCGGCCCCCCCAGAGGCCUAAGAAGGCCAAAGACAACAAGCCCAAGGUGAAGAAGCUCAAGUACCACCAGUACAUCCCUCCGGACCAGAAGGCUGACCGGGAGCCUCCCCCUCAGCUGGACUCCACCUACACCAAGAUCCUCCACCAGCAGCAGCUGUUCCUCCAGCUGCAGAUUCUCCACCAGCAGCAGCAGCACUAUAACUACCACACCAUCCUCCCAGCACCACCCAAACCACCUGCAGAGCAACCACCUUCAACCAACCCCGCCCCUUCCCUUUUGCGCAGUGUUCCCCUGACGACCCCUGCCCCUUCCAAUCCGAAUGGGUCUAGUCGUCAGAGCCAAACCCCUGUGGGAGGGACCAAACCUUUGAUGCUACCAGCCAACCUGGAUGACUUCAAAGUUGCUGAGCUGAAACAGGAGCUGAAACUACGGUGUCUGACCGUGUCUGGCACCAAGAUGGAUCUGAUCGAGAGGCUGAGGAACUACCAGGAGCAGAACGGUUUAGAUCGAGCUGGUGUUACUGCUACUGUAACCCCUAAACCCAGCCAACCAACCCCACCGCACGCCUCAACCCAACCUGCUGGCUCCAUCAGCCCUGCCCCCCCCCAGGCCGGAACUAAUCCGCACACCCACCAUUCAGGAGAGGCAACAGGGAAGAUACCCGCUUUCUCAUUGGCUCAGAGUGCCGCUCCGGCCUGUAUUUUGAGGUUUGGCAGUACGAGCUCCUCCCCUCCAGUCUCCCCCACCCCGUCAGAACGGUCUCUGGCGGUGAUGAGCCCUGACGAGACCAGCUGUAAUGGAGACGUGUUCGGGGAGAUGGUGAGCUCUCCCCUGACCCAGCUCAGCCUGCACCCCUCUCCACAGCACCACUCCCCAGCCUCCAUCAAAGAGGAGAACCAGGGUCACUUAUCCACCUGCAGCCUCUCCCAGUCCCGUCAUUCUCCCACCGAGCUUCAGCAUGCCGCCCCACCUCAGGAGCCCCUAGCCGGGGCAACCAUGGAGGCCUCCCCCUUGGACAAGGACCAGAUGCUUCAGGAGAAGGACAAGCAGAUUGAGGAGCUGACACGCAUGCUGAGGCAGAAACAGAGGCUGGUGGAGAACCUGCGCUCCCAAUUGGAGCAGGGGAAACAGACUGGAGCAGUGAGAGAGAUGGAGGGAGUGCAGGGAGUGGUGGUGAACGGUUAUGCCCAGGAGGCCCAAACCACCCCCAUCAAAGCCUCUACCAUCCUCCAUCUCUCUCUCACCAAAACAGACACGGUGAGGGUCAAGAAGGAGGUAGACACAGAAGAAGGGAUGGAGGGAGUGGACGAGGCUCAGCCGACACAGUGCUCUCAGCAGACCCUGCUCAAACUGCAGCAGAUCCCCCGGAUACAGGUUGAACAACAGACACAACAAAUACUACAGACACAACAGCAGGCACAACAGCCACAGAUACAACUACUACAGACACACUCACAACAACAGACACAACAGCAUUCCAAACAGCUCCAGCAACAACAGACACAGCAGAUGCAGCAGCAGACGACUUCGGCCCAGUUGUUAUUCCAGCAACAGCUGAUCAUCCAGCAGAAACAGCUCCAGCUGCAGGCCAAACAGCUGCAGGACAAACAGCUGCAAGUACUGCAGAGGAAGCAGCAGAGACAGUACCAGAGACAGCAGCAGAACAAACAACCGAGUCAGACAGUCACCCCACAACAGGUCACUCCAGUCUUCAUCAGCCAACAGAAUGGCACCCAGGUCCCCGCCCAGACCUUCUCAUUGGACCUCCUCAAAUCGGGCACCACGCCCACCCUGGUCACCGACGGCAAUGGCAACCACUACCUGAUAGCACUGACCAAUAACAGUGCAGAGGGCCAAAACGGCGUGACCUCAUUGGGCAAAACCAGUGGAUCGCAACGCAUCACACUGCAGAGAUUGCAGUCAACUCCAAGUAAGCUCCCCAGCCAAUUGCCAGCUGAGAUACUGAGCCCCGAUACCCAAUCAAAACAACAGUUACAACCAGGCCCUGUCAACCAGUCUAUCAAAAAGAAGGCAGGUCUACAUCUGGAAACAAAUGGCAUAACCAAUGGGGUGCCAGAGCCCACUCAAUCUGUCUCCGCCCCGCCCAAUCUCCAUCCUUUCUUUGGCGAGGUGUCCAACUUGUCUGAAAGCCAAAGCACCCCUCCCCCCUCCCUCAAGGAGAACGGGCUGAGCAGUCAACAGAUGGACGAUCUGUUUGACAUCCUCUUGAAGAGUGGCGAAAUCUCUGGAUUCGAGCCAACCCAGACCCUUCCCUGGCCCAAAACCACUCCGACCCCCCCACCCCUCCCUCGUCCCCUCUCCACAUCUCGCCGUCCACCACCCCCCCGGAGCCCUCCCUGCCCGCUGUGCCUUCCCAGCAGCCCUCGCCAUCACCCUGCACAGGAAGUGGUCGCCUGGAGGACUUCCUAGAGAGCACCACGGGCACGCCCCUCCUGGGGGUGGAGCCUGAUGGCGGUCUGACUUUGAUUGAUGACCUCCACAGCCAAAUGCUGAGCACCCCCAGCAUCCUGGACCAUCCCCCCUCCCCGGUGGACAUGGACACUAGCGAC